Molecule: messenger RNA, 2797 nt
Organism: Plutella xylostella (diamondback moth)
Lineage: Eukaryota; Metazoa; Arthropoda; Insecta; Lepidoptera; Plutellidae
Source: RefSeq, a predicted model, not a curated record
UUGACGGUCAACACGCGAAAUAAGCAAAUAACAGAAGCUUCAGAUCACGUUCAAUGAAUCGCAGUACCUUUUCAACUCAGGCGCGUUCCACAGCUAUCUCUUCCAUAGGCUCAAGUCAGCUUAGUAAUAAUUAAGUGACUAUGUUUUUUCAAUUUAUGAAUGUAUGCCUACUUAUCUUUACAUGAUUAUGCUACGAAGUCAAAAGUUUAUUAAUAAACGAGCGUUAUUUACCCAAAUUGUUGCUGAGUAGUUAAGACUUACUGCUGCUCAGUGCGUUGAUUAGGAAGCAAACAUUACGAAUUCUUUACUUCCAGUGUAAUAAAGUUCAAUGACUCAUACAUAUAAUUACAUUAAACACCAAGGUUUCUUUUACAAUAUUACGUAUGUAUAUUAUGUAAAUAAAUGUGUAAUAGAAAAACUCUCUUAUUACACCUAAUGAUGACAAACAGCGACAGUGGAUCGCGCGACCUCGCUCGCAAUCCGCCCAAACAAACCGGAGCGGUAUUCCGUGCGAUCGCCAUAAAUCGUCACUAAAGAAAGAAUCCGCUGAAAGCAAUAAGAUCAACAUUGAACGUUGUUUAAACAACUGUAUUGGAACAGAACAAUCAGUCCCUGGGUCGCAAUAAGGCGUAAUCCCUAGGGCGGGCGGCGCGCGCUCGUCGCUUCCGCCCGCCGACUCACAACUUCUAACUAGACACUGGGCAGCGCGCGCGGGUAGACUGCCUCUCAUUUGGAGAAAUGUGACUGUGGAUUUUUAUCCUUAAAAAAUCUAUAGACUUGUAAGUUUAGCGUAGUGAAUAUGUCGGAUAAGUUGAAUGAGUACGUGGGGGUGGUGGGGCGGCUGCACGGCGCGCGCGACCGGUGCCGCGAGCGCUGGGCCGCCUGGCGGGACCGCCACCCCGCCGGCGUCAAGGAUGCCGUCAAGGAGUCCCUCUUCGGCAUCCCCAACUCCGACAAGCCGCCCGAGAUGGUGUGGCAGGACAGCGAGUUCAGCGAUAUUUAUAGACGCAAAAGCCGCAUGGAGCUGAUGCGGAUCUCUGCCGCCGUCAUGGGCAUCGAGUUCUCUUACGCGGGAGAGACGGCCUUCGUCUCACCAACGCUGCUACAGAUCGGGGUGCCGCACCAGCAGAUGACAUUAGUGUGGGCGCUGUCUCCGCUGGUUGGCUUCUUCAUGACCCCGCUGCUGGGGUCGUUGAGUGACAGGUGCCACUCCAGGUUCGGGAGACGGCGGCCGUUUAUCGUGCUGCUCUCUAUGGGAGUGCUGUUGGGGCUAAUCCUGGUGCCCAACGGCGAGUCUCUAGGCUACGCUAUGGGCGACGCAGGGGCGCCCAACCGCACCGCCGUUCCCUCAGCGCUGGGUCCGCGCAGCUCCGCGCUCGACACCCCUGAGGGGCCCGCAGUGGGCGCGCACCACCCCUGGGGCGUGCUGUUCACGGUGCUAGGCACAGUGUUUCUGGACUUCGAUGCUGAUGCGUGCCAGAGCCCCGCCAGGGCUUACUUGCUGGAUGUUACUGUGCCAGAGGACCACGCGAAGGGGCUGAGCACGUUCACGGUGAUGGCGGGGCUCGGCGGGUUCAUGGGGUACGCGCUGGGCGGGAUCAACUGGGACGAAACUAGAUUAGGCGACUUCUUCGGCGGCCACGUGCGCGCGGUCUUCUCUCUCAUCACCGUGAUCUUCGUGGCCUGCGUCUCCGCGACCGUCACCAGCUUCACCGAGGUGCCCCUCCCCCAGCUGCAGGGACAGGAGCAGUUCAGGAAGCUGGCUGAGGAGGAGAGGAACCAGGAGACCUCGUUCGACUGCGCGGACGAGGUUGUGGAGAAGAACGGGAUUAAGCGGGAGAACACGACUUAUGGGUCGUUGAAUCCUACUGAGCUAGCAGCGCCCCUAGCGCACUCGGGCCAGCCGCUGUCCCUCGGGCACUACCUGCGCUCCAUCGUGCAGAUGCCGGCGUCGCUGCGCGUGCUGUGCCUCACCAACCUGUUCUGCUGGAUGGCGCACGUGUGCUACUCGCUCUACUUCACCGACUUCGUGGGGGAGGCGGUGUUUGGUGGGGAUCCUGCUGCGGCGCCGGGCACGGAGCGGCGCGCGUUGUACGAGGCCGGCGUGCGGUUCGGCUGCUGGGGCAUGGCGCUGUACUCGCUGUCCUGCGCCUGCUACUCGCUCGUCAUCGAGAGACUCAUCAAGAUGCUUGGAGCCCGGCGCGUCUACGUGGGCGGCCUGUGCACGUACAGCUGCGGCAUGUUCCUGCUGUGCGCCCUGCGCGCGCGCGCCGCCGUCCUGCUGUUCAGCUGGACCGCCGGCGUCAUGUACUGCACGUUGUUCACCAUGCCCUACCUGCUGCUCGCGCACUACCACGCCACUGGCACGUGGGACAGCGGCGGCGGCGGGUCGGGCGCGGCGCGCGGGCUGGGCACGGACGUGGCGGUGGUCAGCAGCUGCGUGUUCGUGGCGCAGCUCCUGGUCUCCGUCAUCAUGGGGUUCGCCGUCAAGCUGACCGGCUCCACGGCCGCCGUGGUCGCGGUGGCGGCGGCGCUGGCUGCUUGCGCGGCGGUGACUGCUAAUCGGAUCACGUACCUCGACUUGUAGUAGAGUUGUAGUCAUAGGAAUGCUUAUUGUAUAAAUGAUGGCGAAAAUUCUUGUGCCAAACCAUGUUUAUUUGUCUUUCGAAAUACGUUUUUUUUUUACUUAAUAACUCAUUUGUGCUGCCGAUUUCCGACAGUUUACUGAAGAAAUUCUACCUUUUAUAUGAACAUUUAGAUUUGUCUAAACCUCUUUCAGUACUGUCAGCCUAUAUUU